This is a messenger RNA of Caenorhabditis bovis, 1203 nucleotides long. The record is from the annotation of a GenBank genome assembly. Lineage: Eukaryota; Metazoa; Nematoda; Chromadorea; Rhabditida; Rhabditidae.
AUGGGAAAGCAUGAGAAAGGCACACCAAAGGAAUUGGCAAAUCGAGUGAAAUCGAAAGGAUUACAGAAGCUCAAAUGGUUUUGUCAAAUGUGCCAAAAACAAUGUCGAGAUCAGAACGGAUUCAAAUGCCAUUUGACAUCGGAAACGCAUCAGCGUCAGCUUUUGUUGUUCGCGGAAAACUCGAACGCGUAUCUGCGGCAAUUCAGUAAUGAUUUUGAGAAGAAUUUCAUGUUGCUCCUACGAACAUCAUAUGGAACGAAGAGAGUUCGCGCCAAUGAGGUGUACAACGCUUACAUCAAAGACAAAGGCCACGUGCACAUGAACGCGACGGUUUGGCAUUCGCUGACCGGAUUCGUUCAGUAUUUGGGAAACAGCGGAAAGUGCAAAAUCGAUCAGGGCGACAAGGGAUGGUACAUCCAGUAUAUUGAUCAGGAAGCUGUUGUGAGGAAGCAGGAGGAAGAGAGAAAAGCGAAACAGGAGAAGGAUGAUGAGGAGCGGCAUAUGGAGAUUCUUCAGAAUAUGGUUCAACGAGGUUUGGAGACGAGUGAGGCUGUUGAGCAUCAAGCGACGGAAUUGGUUCGAUCGGGCGAUGAAAAGAUCGAGAUCCAAUUGAACAAGAAGCCGACGCUUGAAGAGCUGAACAAGCCUUGCACAUCGUUCGGCUCAUCGGUGUUCGACAAGGUGAAGGAUCGGAAGGUGAAGAAGGAGGAGCCGGAGAGCGACGGCGAAGACUCUCGAAGGGCCACCAAACGAUCGAGAAGUCCGGAGAAGCGCGGCGAGUCGAAGAAGGCGAAGAAGUCGGCGUUGGAUGAGAUUCGCGAAAUGGAGGAGCGGACGAAGGAGAGGAAGAAUCGCAAAGAUUAUUGGCUUUUUGAAGGCAUUAUUGUAAAGAUUAUCACAAAAUCGUUGGGGUCGGAUUUCUAUAAAGCCAAAGGGGUUGUGAAGAAGCUCAUCGACGAGUACACCGCUCAAGUCAAACUUGACGAUGGGACGUUGGUGAAAUUGGAUCAAGCGCAUUUGGAAACGGUGAUUCCAUCAAUCGGGCGUCAGAUGCUGGUGGUGAAUGGAGCGUAUCGCGGUUCACAAGCGACGCUCGACAAAAUCGAUGAGAAGAACUUCACGCUGAAGUUGACGAUUUCGAGUGGGCUGAUGAAAGGUCGACGAAUCGAAGUGCCAUAUGAGGAUGCAAGUAAACUUGCCUAA